UUCAACGAAUGUUAACUUCUAAACAGACAGGUGCCUCUUUAAUUGAUUUAUCAAUGUAUUAUUAAGAAGUAAUAUAAUUUAACAUCAUAAAUAUUUUCACAUUGACUGUUAACAUUGAAAUCACCAAUGUACCUUUCCUUACUUUUUGUGAUAUAUCUUCCUCUCUCUGCUACUUCACUCAACAUAUCGGAUAAUGUAACUGAAAACGCUACAGAAACGGAAUUAACAUCUAUUUCACUUACAACUCUAAUAUCAGAAGAUGACUGUUUUCCGAAUCCUUGUAAGCAUGGAAUAUGUUGGACUCCUACAACCGGCCAAAUUGAGUGCAGCUGCUAUGAAGGAUAUUGGGGUUCACGUUGUCAGUACAAGAAAAAUACUGAAAGUGAAAAGCAGAAACUUAUUAUUACAGUAGUAGUGGUGGUCUCAGUUCUCAUCGUCAUAUGUGGUCUCCUUAUCCUUUUCGUGUUUUACCGCAAUAGAGUGCUUGGAAUUUCCUGAAAGGGAGAGAGCGGCUUCUUUGAACACUCACAUGACUUUUCUUGCAUCCUUGAAUGACAAGCAUUAUCUAAGAAUUAAUUGUGACUGGGAUGGACUGGACCACCAGUACAUAUCACGCUGAACCCUUUUUACUGGCUCUCUCCAAAAUGGUUUCUUUCUCCUGAAAAAAACUUUUUUAAAAAAGUAAUAAAAGGAAAUUGAUAUUAA
Molecule: messenger RNA, 705 nt
Organism: Parasteatoda tepidariorum (common house spider)
Lineage: Eukaryota; Metazoa; Arthropoda; Arachnida; Araneae; Theridiidae
Source: RefSeq, a predicted model, not a curated record